AAAGCAAAAGUCCUAACUUUGCAGAAGAAACAGCCACUGCCAAACUGCAGUAUUACAAAGUUGUUGGGAGUUGUUUUUAAAAUUUCCGUGUUUCAAGAUAUCACAGGUAGUGGCCACCUUACCUCUUCAUUAGGAAAGGUUAGAGAUACAUUUUCAUCCCAAGCCACAGACCGGGCUCAAUUACAGCUUUGUGGCAGGAUAAGGUUAAGAGAGGUGGAGUGGGCAGGGACGAGGGAGGGAGACAGAAGCAGAAAAAUCAAUUCAGAUUACUUUGAUGACAGUGACUUCCAGUCUUCUCUGAAAGACACAAAUCUCCACGAUGCUGGCAGCCCGGACAGGGGCAGCGGGGAGUCAGAUCUCAGAGGAGAACACCAAGUUAAGGAGACAGUCUGGGUUUUCUGUAGCAGGGAAAGACAAAUCUCCCAAGAAAGCCUCAGAAAAUGCUAAAGACAGCAGCCUUAGCCCUUCAGGGGAAAGCCAGCUCAGGGCGCGUCAACUGGCUCUGCUGCGCGAAGUGGAGAUGAACUGGUACCUAAAGCUCUGCGACCUGUCCAGCGAGCACACCACCGCUUGCACCACGGGCAUGCCGCACAGGAAUCUUGGAAAAUCAGGACUCAGAGUUUCUUGCUUGGGUCUUGGAACAUGGGUGACAUUUGGAGGUCAAAUUUCAGAUGAGGUUGCUGAACGGCUGAUGACAAUCGCCUAUGAAAGUGGUGUUAACCUCUUUGAUACUGCUGAAGUCUAUGCUGCUGGAAAGGCUGAAGUGAUUCUGGGGAGCAUCAUCAAGAAGAAAGGCUGGAGGAGGUCCAGUCUGGUCAUAACAACCAAACUCUACUGGGGUGGAAAAGCUGAAACAGAAAGAGGGCUGUCAAGAAAGCAUAUUAUUGAAGGAUUGAAGGGCUCCCUUCAGAGGCUGCAGCUGGAGUAUGUGGAUGUGGUCUUUGCUAAUCGACCAGACAGUAACACUCCCAUGGAAGAAAUUGUCCGAGCCAUGACACAUGUGAUAAACCAAGGCAUGGCGAUGUACUGGGGCACCUCGAGGUGGAGUGCUAUGGAGAUAAUGGAAGCCUAUUCUGUAGCAAGACAGUUCAAUAUGAUCCCACCAGUCUGUGAACAAGCUGAGUACCAUCUUUUCCAGAGAGAGAAAGUGGAGGUCCAGCUGCCAGAGCUCUACCACAAAAUAGGGGUUGGUGCAAUGACGUGGUCUCCACUUGCCUGUGGAAUCAUCUCAGGAAAAUACGGAAAUGGGGUGCCUGAAAGUUCCAGGGCUUCACUGAAGUGCUACCAGUGGUUGAAAGAAAGAAUUGUAAGUGAAGAGGGGAGAAAACAGCAAAACAAGCUAAAAGACCUUUCCCCAAUUGCAGAGCGUCUGGGAUGCACACUACCUCAGCUAGCUGUUGCGUGGUGCCUGAGAAAUGAAGGUGUGAGUUCUGUGCUCCUGGGAUCAUCCACCCCUGAACAACUCAUUGAAAACCUUGGUGCCAUUCAGGUCCUCCCAAAGAUGACAUCACAUGUGGUAAAUGAGAUUGAUAACAUAUUGCGCAACAAGCCCUACAGCAAGAAGGACUAUAGAUCAUAAGGCAAUGCAUGAACCACAGAAGCUGCAUGGUUAAAAUAGCGGCCUGUGCCCAGUACAGAAAGGUGUUACUAACCAGUCUUUUCAAUCACUUAGCAGCUUGCUGCUCAACCUCUAGUGUCCCUCCCUGGAUUCUCUGAGGUGUCUGCUGUCGCUACCACUGUGCACAUCUGAAAACUCACAACCAAGAAAAUCCAUUCUAUUUUCUUAUCUUGGACUGGAGUCACCUAUUCUUGCAUUGCUGUAUACACCUCAUGCUUAUGCAAUGGGAAGAAUAUGGGGGCCGGGGGGUGAUGUAUUACCUUCAGGCAUUUGGUAACUCAAAGAAGGCUGUACAGAUAUAUUUUUUCAAAAGAACAAAAUCCACAGAUGCAAUGUGAGUUGCAUAAGAAACAGAGUAGACAGACUAAAUUCAGUGAAGGAAAGGAAUUCAGAGAUUUUUCUUAGGAAAUAGAUUCUUGUUAAGUAAAUAGUUAUUAAAAAUAUAUCUCACUGCAAAAACAAAAAAAAACAAAAAAACAAACAAAAAAAUAAACAGUAUCUUCACUCAAAAGUCUUGCUUGGAAGAAUAAGCAGAAAGAAUUUUAUAUAUUUUUUUUUCUAUUUUCACAUUCAUAUUAACACGUUUUGUUCCAUUUGUUGUUCAACAAAACUACAAUUUCUGGGUAUUUUGGCUUUAUUACCUUUCAAAUAUUUACUGUUGCUUGGCCCCAAGAAUGGCCUUGUACAACUUAUCCAGAAUGUCUAUUAGGAUUCUAAUGUUAUAUCCACUUACAAGUAGUGACAGUAAAAGGAUGAAUACCCCAAUCUUUAGUGACAUUGCAGCUGAUUUAUAAAAGAGAGGGCUACACUGCUACGGAAACUUAGCUUUGAAGAAAAUGCAAUGUAUCUGCAAUUAGGUGUUCAUUUGUUACUACAUUUUUAUUAAAACCUGCUUUAUACUGUCAACUGCUUGGAGGCACAAUUUCUGCAAGUUUAAAUAUUUGAGCUUUAAAAAUAAACAUAAUACAUGCUCAGUUUUUUAAGUAAACCUGUAAAAUACCCAGAAAGGCAAAUGUUGAUUGUUUAAUUAGCACUGGGAUUUUCAACAUGUUUGGUAUUUUUGAAGCGUUGUUAACAUGAAAGUCAACCACUGGCUUUGUGAAAAAAUGCUAUGUCACUAUUCAGAAUAUGCUGGGUAAAUUAACUUGCCUAGUGAAAAGCAAAAUGUUAAAGAACUUCUGGUUAUAUAAUAUUAUAUGCACUAAACUAUAUGCAUGAAAGUUCUUUGCAUGGAUUAAUGGGGCUUACCCUUGUUGCACUCGAAAUCUGAGGUAUAUCUAGCCCUGCCACUAUUGGCUACUUACCCUCAUUAAUAUCCCACUUGAGAAAAAUUGUGAGAAUAUACUGUGUCAAUAUCUGUAAAAAGAGAGAAAAUAUGUUUUUUGUUUUUGAAGGGGGUGGUGUGGAGGUGGCCCUUUAACUUUAUUUGGAUAUCUGAGGAUGUACAAAAUUCUAAUUUAAUUUUCUGGUCAGCAACUUCCCCAUACAGAAAUCACUUUGAGGUUUACAGAAGAAUUGUAGUAUCAUUUUAAAAUGUUAUUUUCUGUCAUUAUUUCUAAAUGUGUAUUUCAUGGUUAAAUUCUAAAUCUGAAAAUGCUAGUGGGAGAUAUCAAGAAAUUUUCUUUUUGAUUACCAGUACCUGUAUUCUAACAAAGUUUGAAUUUUUUGCCCGAAUAUCAGAAUGAUGGAAAUUGAUCAUUUUUUCAGUUGUUCAUUGUGUAUUCAAUCCAGUGAACUGCUGUACGUAUAGAGGAGCUGAGGUGCCGUCUAAUGGGAAAUGUGAUUUAUUUGCUUAGAGUAAUAAAAGCAUUUUGUGCAUUAAAUCUCA
Messenger RNA from Macaca mulatta (Rhesus monkey), 3446 nucleotides. It is a transcript of the gene KCNAB1, whose product is annotated as potassium voltage-gated channel subfamily A regulatory beta subunit 1. Gene Ontology annotation, cellular component: juxtaparanode region of axon; membrane; voltage-gated potassium channel complex. Gene Ontology annotation, biological process: transmembrane transport; potassium ion transport; regulation of potassium ion transmembrane transport. Gene Ontology annotation, molecular function: voltage-gated potassium channel activity; potassium channel regulator activity; transmembrane transporter binding. Lineage: Eukaryota; Metazoa; Chordata; Mammalia; Primates; Cercopithecidae. The record is from RefSeq and is a predicted model, not a curated record.